AUGGCGGAACGCGGAGGGGCGGGCGGUGGUCCUGGAGGCGCCGGGGGCGGCAGCGGCCAGAGGGGCUCUGGGGUCGCCCAGUCCCCGCAACAGCAGCAGCCGCCGCAGCAGCCGCCGCCUCAGCAGCCGACGCCCCCCAAGCUGGCCCAGGCCACCUCGUCGUCCUCGUCUACCUCGGCGGCGGCCGCCUCCUCCUCGUCCUCGUCCACCUCCACCUCCAUGGCCGUCGCGGUGGCCUCCGGGUCCGCGCCUCCCGGCGGCCCGGGGCCAGGCCGCACCCCCGCCCCCGUGCAGAUGAACCUGUACGCCACCUGGGAGGUGGACCGGAGCUCGUCCAGCUGCGUGCCCAGGCUGUUCAGCUUGACCCUGAAGAAACUCGUCAUGCUAAAAGAAAUGGACAAAGAUCUUAACUCGGUGGUCAUUGCUGUGAAGCUACAGGGUUCAAAAAGGAUUCUUCGCUCCAACGAGAUCAUCCUUCCAGCUAGUGGACUUGUGGAAACAGAACUCCAAUUAACCUUCUCCCUUCAGUACCCUCAUUUCCUGAAGCGAGAUGCCAACAAGCUACAGAUCAUGUUGCAAAGGAGAAAGCGUUACAAGAACCGGACCAUCUUGGGCUAUAAGACCCUGGCUGUGGGACUUAUCAACAUGGCAGAGGUGAUGCAGCACCCUAAUGAAGGCGCUCUGGUGCUUGGCCUGCACAGUAACGUGAAGGAUGUCUCUGUGCCUGUGGCAGAAAUAAAGAUCUACUCUCUGUCCAGCCAGCCCAUUGACCAUGAAGGAAUCAAAUCCAAGCUGUCUGAUCGUUCUCCUGAUAUUGACAAUUAUUCUGAGGAAGAGGAGGAGAGUUUCUCAUCAGAACAGGAAGGCAGUGAUGAUCCAUUGCACGGGCAGGACCUGUUUUAUGAAGAUGAGGAUCUACGGAAAGUAAAGAAGACCCGGAGGAAACUAACCUCAACCUCUGCCAUCACAAGGCAACCUAACAUCAAACAGAAGUUUGUGGCCCUCCUGAAGCGGUUUAAAGUUUCAGAUGAGGUAGGCUUCGGGCUGGAACACGUAUCCCGAGAGCAGAUACGAGAGGUGGAAGAGGACUUGGAUGAACUGUAUGAUAGCCUGGAGAUGUACAAUCCCAGCGACAGUGGCCCUGAAAUGGAAGAGACGGAGAGCAUCCUUAGCACUCCAAAGCCCAAGCUCAAGCCCUUCUUUGAGGGGAUGUCGCAGUCCAGCUCACAGACGGAGAUUGGCAGCCUCAACAGCAAGGGUAGCCUCAGCAAAGACACCACCAGCCCUAUGGAAUUGGCUGCUCUAGAAAAAGUCAAAUCUGCUUGGAUUAAAAAUCAAGAUGACAGCUUGACUGAAACAGACACUCUGGAAAUUACUGACCAGGACAUGUUUGGAGAUAUGAGCACAAGUCUGGUUGUGCCAGAGAAGGUCAAAACUCCCAUGAAGUCCAGCAAAACAGAUCUCCAAGGUUCUGCUUCUCCCAGCAAAGUGGAUGGGGUACACACGCCCCGGCAGAAGCGGAGCACACCCCUGAAGGAGCGGCAGCUCUCCAAGCCCCUGAGUGAGAGAACCAACAGCUCCGACAGUGAGAGGUCCCCCGACUUGGGCCACAGCACGCAGAUUCCAAGAAAGGUUGUAUAUGACCAACUGAAUCAGAUCCUGGUAUCAGAUGCAGCUCUCCCAGAAAAUGUCAUCCUUGUCAACACUGCGGACUGGCAGGGCCAGUACGUGGCAGAGCUGCUCCAGGACCAACGGAAGCCUGUCGUGUGUACCUGCUCCACCGUGGAGGUCCAGGCCGUGCUGUCUGCCUUGCUCACCCGUAUUCAGCGCUACUGCAACUGCAACUCCUCCAUGCCGAGGCCGGUGAAGGUGGCAGCAGUGGGAGGCCAGAGUUACCUGAGCUCCAUCCUCCGGUUCUUUGUCAAGUCGCUGGCCAGCAAGACCUCCGACUGGCUUGGCUACAUGCGCUUUCUCAUCAUUCCCCUCGGUUCUCACCCUGUGGCCAAAUACUUGGGCUCAGUCGACAGUAGAUACAGCAGUAACUUCCUUGAUUCUGGCUGGAGAGACCUCUUCAGUCGCUCGGAGCCCCCGGUGUCAGAGCAACUGGACGUGGUCGGGCGGGUCAUGCAGUAUGUCAGUGGGGCAGGUGUCACACACCAGCUCCCCGUAGCUGAAGCCAUGCUGACCUGCAGGCAUAAGUUCCCUGAUGAAGACUCCUAUCAGAAGUUUAUCCCCUUCAUUGGCGUGGUGAAGGUGGGUCUGGUUGAAGAUUCUCCGUCUACUGCAGGUGAUGGGGAUGACUCACCUGUGGUCAGCCUUACUGUGCCCUCCACAUCACCGCCUUCCAGCUCAGGCCUGAGCCGAGAUACCACAGCCACUCCUCCUUCGUCCCCAUCCAUGAGCAGUGCCCUCGCCGUCGUGGGGAGCCCCAACAGCCCAUAUGGGGACGUGAUUGGCCUCCAGGUGGACUACUGGCUGGGCCACCCUGGUGAGCGGAGAAGGGAAGGUGACAAGAGGGACGCCAGUUCCAAGAACACCCUCAAGAGCGUCUUCCGCUCAGUGCAGGUUUCCCGCCUGCCCCAUGGUGGGGAGGCCCAGCUUUCCGGUACCAUGGCAAUGACUGUGGUCACCAAAGAGAAGAACAAGAAAGUUCCCACGAUCUUCCUGAGCAAGAAACCUCGAGAAAAGGAGGUAGAUUCCAAGAGCCAGGUCAUCGAGGGCAUCAGCCGCCUCAUCUGCUCUGCCAAGCAGCAGCAGACCAUGCUGAGAGUGUCCAUCGACGGAGUCGAGUGGAGUGACAUCAAGUUCUUCCAGCUGGCGGCCCAGUGGCCCACCCAUGUCAAGCACUUUCCAGUGGGACUAUUCAGUGGCAGCAAGGCCACCUGAGGGCACUAUCUCCUGGCCACUCUCCCUCCUGGCACUGCCACCAGCCUCACCGCCUGCGGGCAGGGGGAGGCCAGCAGGCCUGGGUCCAGCGUCCCCUUUCCUGGCCCUGAGGCCUGUAUCUCUCUUGCCCAGUCCUGAAGGACACUGCCAGUGGGGACGCUGCUCCCCUCCCUCCUGCUCAGUCCUCUCCCUCCCAUUCCGGGCCGGG
Puma concolor (puma) is the source of this 3094-nucleotide messenger RNA. It is a transcript of the gene PACS1, whose product is annotated as phosphofurin acidic cluster sorting protein 1. Gene Ontology annotation, molecular function: transmembrane transporter binding. The record is from RefSeq and is a predicted model, not a curated record. Gene Ontology annotation, biological process: protein localization to plasma membrane. Lineage: Eukaryota; Metazoa; Chordata; Mammalia; Carnivora; Felidae.